AUGGAAGAUGAGGACAUCACAGGAGAUUGUGGAGGAGAAAAGACAAUGAGCUCCACUAUGGAUGGAGGACUUCACAGUGUGGAUAGACCAUGGAAUCCCUCUGACUCUGAGCAACCUCGUACUGUGAGGGGUGGGGCCGGGAUUCAGGAGGAGGAGAAAUUUGCUUCUCCUGAGUGUGGAAAAAGUUUUAGCUCACAGCAAAGUCUCCUUGCGUAUCAGAUACCCCACAUAGAGGAGAAAUCAUUUUCGUAUCUUCCUUCACAAGAUCAGAUAUGUCACACGGAUGAAAAGCCGUAUCCCUGCCAUGAGUGUGGGAAAUGUUAUCCACGGGAAUCAGAACUUGUUAUACAUAAGUUAUCUCACACUUGGGAAAGGCCAUAUUUCUGCCCUGAGUGCGGGAAAUGUUUUCUAUCGAAAUCAGAAUAUUUUACACAUCAAAGUUCACACGCAACUAAGAAGCCAUUUUCCUGUCCUAAGUGCGGGAAAUGUUAUCCACGGAAAUCAGAUCUUGUUAGACAUGAAAGAUCCCAUACAGGAGAGAAGCCACAUUCCUGCCCGGAGUGCGGGAAGUGUUUUCCAUAUAAAUCAGAUCUUGUUAGACAUCGGAGAUCUCACACAGGAGAGAAGCCGCAUUGCUGCCCUGAAUGCGAGAAAUGUUUUAUAUCAAAAUCAGAUCUUGUUAGGCAUCAAAGAUGUCAUACAGGAGAGAAGCCGUAUUCCUGCUCUGAGUGUGGGAAACGUUUUUCACAGAGCCCCAUACUUACCAGACAUCUUCGACUGCACACAGGAGAGAAGCCGUUUUCCUGCCCUGAUUGCGGGAAAGGUUUCUCACAAAGGUGUUAUCUUAACAAACAUCGGGAAUCCCACACAAUCCAUGAACAUGUAUUAGUGUCGCAAGUGCAGGAAAUGUCUUCUAUAUGA
Messenger RNA from Rana temporaria (common frog), 921 nucleotides. Its product is annotated as gastrula zinc finger protein XlCGF17.1-like. Gene Ontology annotation, biological process: regulation of transcription by RNA polymerase II. Lineage: Eukaryota; Metazoa; Chordata; Amphibia; Anura; Ranidae. The record is from RefSeq and is a predicted model, not a curated record. The transcript has a single exon. Bases 1 to 921 code for a protein of 306 amino acids. Gene Ontology annotation, molecular function: DNA-binding transcription factor activity, RNA polymerase II-specific; RNA polymerase II cis-regulatory region sequence-specific DNA binding.